AGUUGGCCAGGCUGGCCUGACUGACAGACAACAACAGUCCAAACUGAGCAAACCAAAACUCUCAACUAGACUUCCAGUGAGUUGCACUGCAAACGAAGAAGAAGAAGAAGAAGAAAAUCAUUUUUUAGGUGUUGGAUUAACCCACUGAAGACCUGUUUGGAAGACUUUUUGGUUUUGGAGGUCACCAUGAAAAGCCUGGAUCUGCUCCUGCUGGCAUGUUGCUUAUGCAGCCUGAGCACGUUGGGAGGUGCAUCUGAAAUGGAGCAGAUUAUGAUGAAGAAGCUCUUCGCCAACUACAACGUAAAGGUCCGGCCAGCACCCAGCCCUGAAGAGAGGGUGGUGGUCCGUGUGGGAAUGAUCCUCUCCUCCUUCGUUGGACUGAAUAUGAAAAAUGAAGAGAUGAGCACUGUGGUUGUCAUGAAUCUGGAAUGGACAGAUCAUCGGUUGACAUGGAAACCCAAGCAACAUGAUGGGAUUGAAGUGUUGCGUAUCCCCGCUGCAAGGGUUUGGCUGCCUGACAUCGUCCUCAUCAAUAAUAAUGAUGGGGUGUUUGAUGUGGCCUUGCAUGUCCAUGUGCAGGUUUAUAGUAAUGGCAGAGUAACCUGGACUCCCCCUGCACUAUACUGUAGCUCCUGUGGAGUUAAGGUAACGUACUUCCCAUUCGACUGGCAGAACUGCACCAUGCAGUUCCGCUCCUACACGUAUGACUCGACAGAGAUCGACCUGCAGUAUGCACUUGACUCAAAGGGCAACGAGAUACGGGAGAUCCAACUGGACGAGGCUUACAGCGAGGGCGGCGAGUGGCGCAUCAUGCACAAGCCGAGCAGGAAGAGCACGAAUGACGAUCUGUACGAGGACAUGAUCUUCUACUUGAUCAUUGAGAGGAAGCCUCUGUACUACGUCCUGAACAUCAUCCUCCCCUGUAUUCUCAUCACCAUCAUCGCCAUCUUUAACUUCUACCUGCCUCCUGAUGCAGGUGAAAAGAUGGGUCUGUCCAUCAACGUGCUGCUGACCCUCACUGUGUUCCUGCUGCUGCUGGCUGAUAAGAUCCCUGAGACGUCACUUGGCGUCCCCAUCAUCGUCAACUACAUCAUGUUCACCAUGAUCCUGGUCACCUUCUCCGUCAUCCUCAGUGUGGUCGUCCUUAACCUGCAUCACCGCUCGCCCAACACCCACCUGAUGCCCAUGUGGGUCCGCAAGAUCUUCAUCCACAUGCUACCUCCUUACCUUGGCAUGCUACGGCCAAAAGUGGAGACCCCCCUGUCGCUGGAGACCCUGCCCCGCCGGGAGAAAAAGAAGAUGGCCAUCAGCAAAGUGGCCGAUGAAUACUUUAUCCGCAAACCGGACUCCUCCAUCUUGUUCCCCAAGCCUAACAGGUUUCAGCCAGAGGGCAUGUGUACGGACCUGAGGAAAUUUAUCGACGGCCCCAGCAGCUACCUAUCGUUACCUGAAGAGCUGAAGUCGGCCAUAGACGCCAUCACUUAUAUCGCAGAGGCUCUGCAGGCUGAGAAGGACUAUGAAGCUCUGAGAGAGGACUGGCAGUACGUGGCUAUGGUCGUGGACCGCAUGUUCCUCUGGAUCUUCGUCGUCUUCACCACCGUGGGAACCUUGGCCAUCUUCGCCGAUGCCAGCUUCAACCACACUCCCACCGACCCCUUCAAGUCCCCCUGAGGCGUUGGAUCUUUUGCGUUUCUUGAACCGUCUUCUUCCUGAUGUACCACCUUUUUUUUUUUUUUUUUUUUUUUUUUAAAUACGGGGAAGAAGAAAUCGCUGUAUUAAAGUGCCAACUGAUUUUCCGUGUGUAGAUCACUAUGGGCACAUCCCAGCCUCAGUAUUGUUGCCAUAGAUCAUUUAAACUGUAUUACACAUGCAAUGGCAUUGAUUAUUGCAUGAUACAUAACUACCAAGCCAAUGUUGUAGCAUGUCUUACGUGUAAAACUACAUUUAUCUAAACUACAGGUGUGGGUUUUUUUUUUUGUAGUUAUAGUAGAUCUGAAGGGUGUGGAUCCAGCGUCUGAUAUUCAUAUGUGGUGUUAACAGAUAAACACCAAGGCAAAGCAGAAUGAGCGAGCUGUAUGCCUUUCAUUUCCCUGUGUCAGAAUGUGCCGGAGUGUGGCACAUGGCUCGGUGGAUAUUUUUGCAACCGUAGUAAUCCUCUUUGUAUUUCCAGCACGGGUGUAUGUGUGCGGAGCGUGGAGCGACAUGCCCGCUCUUUUCACCAGCUGCGCCAAUAGCCUGUGGAAUUCCCCAUCAUAUAGAAGACCCGUGCCUUUCAGGGUUUUGUUUUCUUGCAGCCACACACACACACACACACACACACACACACACACUCGCACACGCACACAGCAUGUCAUUUUGGUUUCUCUCACAUGACACAAACACACACCUGCUUUUUUAAUCUUGUGCUUUCAUUCUCAUGUUUUGUUGUUGUUUUUUUAAAUAAAGAUCUGAGGGGAG
Molecule: messenger RNA, 2457 nt
Organism: Seriola aureovittata
Lineage: Eukaryota; Metazoa; Chordata; Actinopteri; Carangiformes; Carangidae
Gene: chrnb1
Product: cholinergic receptor, nicotinic, beta 1 (muscle)
Exons: 11
Coding region: 187-1671 (494 amino acids)
Biological process (GO): signal transduction; nervous system process; regulation of membrane potential
Cellular component (GO): neuron projection; synapse; postsynaptic membrane
Molecular function (GO): transmembrane signaling receptor activity; acetylcholine-gated monoatomic cation-selective channel activity
Source: RefSeq, a predicted model, not a curated record